Molecule: messenger RNA, 327 nt
Organism: Rotaria sp. Silwood2
Lineage: Eukaryota; Metazoa; Rotifera; Eurotatoria; Philodinida; Philodinidae
Source: the annotation of a GenBank genome assembly
AUGAAACUAAUUCCUUAUUGCAUUUCAGAAGGAUUAAUAACUAUGCAUUCAACAUUGAUGAACACAUGCUUAUGGUUUUUCAUCGUUAUUAUUAGUAUAACAUUUUUAUCGACAGCAUCACUUGAAAAUGAUGAAUAUGCUCUUGCUGAUAGUGAUUGGCUCGAUUUUGAUACUUAUUAUCCAGCAUAUAAAUUUGAUACCCGUGCAAUUAACUCACGAUUUUGGAAACGUCUACCACAACGUCAUUUUUGGAAACGAUCAGUUGUUGAAUCAGCAAUGAAAAAUAACGAUAUGGUUAAAUCUGUUUCCAAACAAGACAAACAUUAA